Molecule: messenger RNA, 1266 nt
Organism: Rhagoletis zephyria (snowberry fruit fly)
Lineage: Eukaryota; Metazoa; Arthropoda; Insecta; Diptera; Tephritidae
Source: RefSeq, a predicted model, not a curated record
CUGAGAGCAAUGUCAAAUUCAAUCACACUUUGUUGAAAACAUUUUGGGUAUAUCAAUGAUACAAAGAAGAAGGUAGUUUCACUUUAAGGCUGGUAUUGUCACUCGCGAAGCGAAUGAAAAUAACGGCGAAUUUCGCUGUCUCGAAUUGUGAGACGCGAAUUUCCAGCGAAUUCGCCGCAAAAUGGCGAACGGUUGUCGAAAAUGAAUUUCUUGCAUUGCCACUAGCGAAAAAGCGACAUUCGCUUCGCCAGAGCUGUCAAAAUUUGUCGACUGUUUAUUUGGUUCGCGUUUGAAAUGGAAAGGACAACAAAACGGACAACAACGCAGCAGUUCCAAAAGCUGGUUGCAAUUAUGGAAAACAAUCCAGACGUCGCUAGAGGAAUGGGAAGCUUCGGUUCCACGAAGAAAAGCAGGGCAGAGCUGUGGGAAAAGUUUGCAACUGAACUUAACGCCAUUGGUCCUCCAAUGCGUAACGGACGCGAGUGGAAUAAGGUAAGAACUGAACUAGUUUGUGUUGCCGUAGUUACUUAUGAGUACUAUUUAGGUUUGGUUGGAUUACAAGCUGAAGCUAAAAAAAAAAUGCGACAAACCGACGAGAAACUGUGGCCACAGGAGGAGGACCUUAUACACAACAAAGCUUAACACCACUAGAGCGAACCGUUGAUGAGCUUCUCCACCUUCAGGAAGCAGUCAACCCAGCAGGCUCUUCAUUUGGAACGAACGUGGAAGAAAAUGCGGUGAGUGGCAAUAGAAUUGAUUUAGAGGAGCCACUGGGCGAACAAGCUCCGGAUGCGGAUUUGGUACCGCGAUCAUCAACUCCACGGCCAAGGUUGACAGUUGAGGAUCGAGAAAGCAUUCGGAUCAAAGCGUUGGAAAAGCAGGCUGAAGUGCAAGACACACUUUGCGAGAGGAUUCCAAAUAUUAAGAAGCUUGCAGAAAUCGCGAGGUAUACGAGAAAGACAUAGGAUUUAAAAAGGAAGAAUUAAAUUUAUUGAAAUUAAAGGAAGAGGGAAAUUUUAGAGAAGAAAAGACAGCUUAAGGAAAAGAUGGAAAAAAUGAAACUAAAGGAGUUAGAACUAAAAACAUUAAAAUACAGCCAAAAGUAGACUGUAAUAUUGUUACAAACUACUUUUGGUUGUAUUUUCAGAUUUAGUUCCUACUCUUUAGAUUCAUAUCCAUCUUUUCUUUACGUUGAUUGAAUUUGUGAUUUUUUUAUUUUUAUUUAUAAAAAAUGUGAUGAACUAGUUUUAAGUUUAAUAUUUUUUU